Centropristis striata (black sea bass) is the source of this 6782-nucleotide messenger RNA. RefSeq names its product histone deacetylase 5 (gene hdac5). Gene Ontology annotation, molecular function: histone deacetylase activity. The coding region runs from base 911 to 4351 and encodes 1146 amino acids. The transcript is spliced from 28 exons. The record is from RefSeq and is a predicted model, not a curated record. NCBI's taxonomy places the organism in Eukaryota, Metazoa, Chordata, Actinopteri, Perciformes, Serranidae. Gene Ontology annotation, biological process: negative regulation of transcription by RNA polymerase II; chromatin organization. Gene Ontology annotation, cellular component: histone deacetylase complex.
CUCUCCUCUCCCUCUCGUCGGCCAGGAGGAGAACAGCAUGAGGAUCCUUUGAUGCAAGCGAGCAGGGGAAUUCUGCUUCUCCUCUGUAUUUUUGUUGUGUUGUUAGCGGCGGGAAGUGGUGAAGAGGCUGCAGCAACCGAUCCCUCCCAUCACUUUUCAGCUUAUGGAAAUGCACAGUUUUACAGGCUUUAACCAGUGACGUGAUUUCAUUGAUUACCUCCUGCUCUGUUUGCUUUUUGCUGCUUGUUCAGUUUGAUUAGUGAAGACUCAGAGAGGGUUCAGUGCACCAGAGGAAACAAAGUUUUUUCUUCCAUCUGCAACGUACCAGCCACUGUCAUUGUUUUAGGAACAGGAAAGUUCUCUGGACUCCAGGUGAUGUCGACAAGAUCAACUGAUUGGAAAGCUGCAUUUCAGAUCAUUGCAAAGUCGGCAGUUUGAUUCUUAAAGCUUCACAUCUUUUUAAUUUUGAUUCCUUCCUGAAGCCAAUCUGAGGGGUGGAUUUCUGAAACCUGCAACCAACAACAACAACAACAUUAAAAAAGAGGAUUUUAAGUGUCAGCGACCGGUUGUCACAGCACAAACUGUACAGCCCGACAGUGGAAGCUCUGGAAAAACUAAAACGCUGAGGCUACCUGAAGCCCAAACAGGAUACCUAUCACAAUAAAAGCACAGAGGAGUUUUCUGCAUUCUCUUUCACAAUUGAAGAACAGAAAACAUUUUGAAGUUUUCAGCUGAUCAUUCACCCCAGAAUGAGUCAUCAUGAUUAAAUAUUUUUGAAAACAUCUUUCAAUGUUUGUGUCCACCCGGUCCUUGGCAACUUGAAUCCUAAACUGAGCCAUGCUGUUAUCUCGGAAGAAGAAGUGACUUGUGCCUUUUUGUGACAAAAUAGAGCGCUGCCUCUUGUCUUGGCAUGCUGUUGCAUCCCACGGUGUCAGGAUUGUGCGCCAUGUUGCAGACCAUCUAUGAGACUGAGUCCUGUUUUUCCUCUGCCAGCACAGACAGCCACCACCAGCCUCUGGAGCUCCUGAGUGGCAACAGGGGCUCCAGCCCUGCCAUGCCCACCGCCGUAGUGGAGGUGAAGAGCAGCCUCCCGUCGGGGAUGCAGAGCCCAGUAGGAACAGCAAGUGAACAGAGAGGAGGAGGUGGAGAAGGUGGUGGGGGUCAAGGAGAAAGUGCAGGAGGAGGAGGAGGAGGAGGGGGAGGCCCAGUUGAUCUGCGGACAGAGCCGAGGGUGGGGUCUCUGUCCGGGGGUGCGGCGGCAGUGGACACAGCCAUGAGAGAGCAGCAGCUCCAGCAGGAACUCGUGCUCCUCAAACAGCAGCAGGAACUCCAGAAACAGCUGCUGUUUGCAGAGUUCCAGAAAAAACACGAGGUGCUCACAAGACAACACGAGGUACAGCUGCAGGAACACCUGAAGGUAGGCAGCCAGCAACAGCAGGAGCUGCUGGCAGCAAAGCGGCAGCAGGAGCUGGAGCAGAAGAGGAAACUGGAGCAACAAAGACACGAAGAGCAGGAGAAACAUCGGCUCGAGCAGCAACUGCUGCUGCUGAGGAACAAGGAGAAAGGCAAAGAGAGUGCCAUUGCCAGUACAGAGGUGAAGCUGAAGCUGCAGGAGUUUCUUCUCAAUAAGAAAGAGCCUGGUAUCGGCGGACUGAACCAUUCCUUCUCCCCAAAGUGCUGGGGAGCUCAGCACAUCUCCCUGGAGCAGGGCUCUCCUCCACAGAGUAACACCCCAGGAACUCCUCCCUCCUACAAACUGCCCCCACUGUUGGGGAACUAUGAGGGCAAAGACGACUUCCCACUCCGCAAGACAGUCUCGGAGCCUAACCUGAAGGUGCGUUCACGGUUGAAGCAGAAGGUGGCAGAGAGGAGGAGCUCUCCGCUCCUUCGCAGGAAGGAUGGAACCGUUAUCAGCACCUUUAAGAAGAGAGCCAUAGAGAUAUCAGUUUCCUCUCUGUGUAAUAGUGCUCCGGGUUCAGGUCCCAGUAGUCCCAACAGUUCCAACUCGGCUAUUGCCAAUGGCAACACAGGGUCGGUCCCCAACAUACAGACUGAGCUAAGAUCUCUCCAUCAGACACUGGGGGCUGAUGGGACAUUGAGUCCAUUGAAUCUCUACACCUCGCCCUCCUUGCCGAAUAUCUCGUUGGGCCUCCCUGCCAACACACACAUCACGCCCCCACAGGCGCUGUCCACCCAGCAAGAGGCCGAGCGUCAAGCCAUCCAAUCACUGCGAGGGGGCGGGGCUCUAACAGGAAAGUUUCUCUCCACAUCCUCUCUACCUGCAGGGGUGGGUCAUGAUGUGGAGACACCGCCCCCCAGCUCUCAUUCUGCCCAUUCCUCAUUAUUGCAACAUGUACUACUGCUGGAGCAGGCCAGACAACAGACUGCUAUGCUAGCUGUCCCCAUGUACAGCCAGUCGCCGCUGGUUACAGCAGAGAGAGGCGUGUCCAGUGGCAUGCGAGCGGUCAACAAGUUGCCUCGCCAUCGGCCAUUGGCUCGGACCCAGAGUGCACCUUUGCCCCAGUCCCCCCAGGCCCUGCAGCAGCUGGUGGUCCAGCAGCAACACCAGCACUUCCUGGAGAAACACUACAAGAUGUUAUCAAAGGGGGCGGAGCUUCCCAGGCCACCGCCCACCCACCCAGAGGAGACCGAGGAGGAGCUAACAGAGACCAAUGACAUGCAGGAGGACCAUGAAGGGGCAAGCCUUCACAGGCUUCAGAAGGAGGGGUCAGACGACAGCACGCCCUCCUCUGAGCGACUUUGUGUGCACGUGAAGGGUGAGGAGGAGCACGGGGGCAAGCAUGUGAAAGGGGAGAGCACAGAGAGUGAGUUGGAUGAAGAGGAAGAAGACGAUGACAUCAUCCAGCUGAAGGAGGGUGACGAAGAGGAGAGGGGGUGCUACACACAGGCCUUGCAGCAGAUGGGUGUGUUCCAGUCCUCGUUGCCCCACAGACCUCUGGGGAGAGCGCAGUCCUCCCCUGCAGCAACCGUCAAUCCCAUCAAACACCUCUUCACUACUGGGCUCGUAUAUGACAGUCUGAUGUUGAAGCAUCAGUGUGUAUGUGGUAAUGCUCACAUCCACCCAGAGCAUGCUGGGAGAGUGCAAAGCAUCUGGUCCAGACUGCAGGAGACAGGCCUAUUGGGCCGCUGUGAGAGGAUUCGGGGGCGUAAAGCGUCUCUGGAUGAGAUCCAGUCUGUCCAUUCAGAAUUCCACACUCUGCUGUAUGGAACCAGCCCGCUGAAUCGGCACAAACUGGACCACAAGAAGCUGUUGGGUCCAAUCAGCCAGAAGAUGUAUGCUGUUCUUCCCUGUGGAGGAAUAGGGGUGGACAGUGACACCGUGUGGAAUGAGAUGCACUCGUCAGCAGCGGUCCGCAUGGCAGUCGGCUCAGUCAUUGAGCUGGCCUUCAGAGUGGCGGCGGGGGAGCUGAAGAAUGGCUUCGCAGUGGUGCGUCCGCCUGGUCACCAUGCUGAGGAAUCCACCGCCAUGGGGUUUUGUUUCUUUAAUUCGGUAGCCAUCACUGCCAAGCUGCUGCAACAGAAACUGGGAGUGGGCAAGAUCCUCAUUGUGGAUUGGGACAUUCACCAUGGUAACGGCACCCAACAGGCCUUCUACAGUGACCCCAACGUCCUCUACAUCUCCCUCCAUCGCUACGACGAUGGAAACUUCUUUCCCGGCAGCGGAGCUCCUGAGGAGGUGGGAUCAGGUGCAGGUGUCGGUUUUAAUGUUAACAUCGCAUGGACUGGAGGAGUAGAGCCACCUAUGGGUGAUGUGGAGUACCUCACUGCCUUUAGGAGUGUAGUGAUGCCCAUCGCCCAGCAGUUCAGUCCAGAUGUGGUUCUGGUGUCGGCAGGCUUCGACGCAGUGGAGGGUCAUCAGUCUCCUCUGGGAGGAUACAAUGUUUCUGCUAAGUGUUUCGGUCAGCUGACGCAGCUGCUGAUGGGUCUGGCGGGUGGGCGCGUUGUCAUGGCGCUUGAGGGCGGUCAUGACCUCACAGCCAUAUGUGACGCAUCAGAGGCCUGUGUCUCUGCACUUCUGGGGGACCCGUGUGACUCUGUGUUUCAGUGGCCUCAGGAGCCGCCAUGUCCAAAAGCUUGGGCCUCACUGGAGAGAGUAAUAGAGAUCCAGAGUAAACACUGGCCUUGUCUCCAAAGUUUGUCUCAGACGAGUGGCCACUCGCUAUUGGACGGCCCGCUGGGCGCUCAGGGCCAGUCGGAGAAGGACGAGGCGGAAACAGUCAGCGCCAUGGCCUCCCUUAGCGUUGAUGUUGAGCAGCCUGGCUCAGAUCCCGACAACACAGAAACCAGCAGGUCCACAGAGGAGCCAAUGGAAGAAGAGCCUGUUUUGUAGGAAGAGCUCCAGCGAGAACCACACAAAAACUCCAAACUCACCUCCUUCUGGCACCUCCUCUUCCUCUUCCUCUUCCUCUUCCUCCGCAGAGUGGAAUUGUGCCAUCGUGAAGGACACCGAUUGGCUGAGGAGAACAUUUUGGAGGCAGGGGGGAAGACGGGGACUGUGAAAAACAUGGACACGUCUUUUGUACUGAUUCUUCAGCCCGAGGAGGAGCAGACGUCUUGUUGGCAUCUCCAUGGAAACCAGAGGAGGAAGAGGGUCAGCAAGGAGACACGUCUUGUAACCUGCAUACUUUACCGCCUGUACACUGCACCACUGAAUUUUCCCCCUUACACCCCUCAAUCAUUCUUCUGUCUUUCUAUUUUGUCCCUGCUCCUCUUGUUUCCGCAGCGGGACGACGACUGUGGAAAAGAUGAAUUUAAUUCCCAUCCGAAUGUCAGACACCAAGAGGACGACUUGUCUUCUUGUCUUGUCUGUCAGACUAAGCGAACAUGUGGGGUUUGGCGGGCGAAGGAGGCGUUUUAAAAUGAACCGAGGAGGAGGAACUAGGUGCCUUUUUAAAGAGAAAAAACUAAAAAAAAACGUCCAAUCAGAAACCACAAAACACCACCGCCGCAGCACCUCAGCAAACCAACCAGCCAAUCAGGACUGAAGAAACACAACGAUGCACACACUCAUACUGCAGUUGUUCCAGUGGGUCAGUUCAUUUUUCAGUCUUUGUUUCUUCAUCUGGAUGCCUUAAUUUGUUCUUAUCUCACUAUUUAUCAACCCUGAGAGAGACGGCGAGAGAGAGAAUCAUGUGAGUUGAUAUAAAUAUAUAUUCAGAAAUGUAUUGAAACUGCUAAGAAUUGUAUUUUUCUUUUAAAUCUGACAAUAUCGGUGCCAGGUACUCCUAACCUUUUUUUUUAGGGAAGAAAAGCCUCUAAAGCCAUCAUUACACACUAGAAAUCCUCAGUAAAAGUCUCUGUUGAAUAUUAAUAUAACUUUAAUAGUAAUAUUCAGUCAGACUUUUGCUGAAUCUGGUGUAAGUGUCUCAGGAUCAGGCCUGUUUUAGCAGUAUUCAUCGGUGGAAAUAUGUAAACCACCUCUCUCUCUCUCUCUCUCUCUCUCUCUCUCUCUCUCUCUCUCUCUCUCUCUCUCUCUUCCACUCAUUUUGUUUGAGUCAUGUGACCUGAGCCCCAUCCCUUCUUCCCUCAAGGGGAUUGUGGGAUUGUGGCACGUUUUUGAAACACCACAACGACCACCACGUUCCUCUUUAUUUUUUUUCCUUUUUUUUUUUUUUUUAUUGUAAUAUUUCUUCUUUGGUGUAAAUACUGUCUCCUGUCCUGUUGCCCACAGUUUCGUCACAACAGACUCAGCGUGGUCACUUUUCUAUAUCUGUACAUACAUAUAUGUAUAAAAACACAAAAUACUUUCUCUUUUUGUAUAAAAAAAAUAAUAUUCUAUAUAAAUAUAUAUAUGUAAACAGUGUUUUAUCCAAUCAGAUUGGAUUUAUGAAUAUAUUCUAUUUGGAGAUUUGAUGUUUUAAAAGUUUGGAUGUUUGACAGGAAGUAAGCACAUGGUCUGGCGUCAUCAGACCGCCACCUGUUUGUUUGUUUGUUUGUUUGUUUGUUUGUUUGUUUACAGAUGUUGAGGACGGCUGGAUAUUGUGGUCGUAGUGGUUGUUGUUGUUGUUGUUGUUGCUGUUGGAGGUGAACAGUGAGCUCCAGUUCCUCUGGCAGGACCAGGCAGGCAGUGCUGCCCUCCACAGGCAAACAGCAACAACGUCAUAAAAGGCUUUACAGGUGCAUCUCAAUAAAUUAUAAUAUCAUAGAAAAGUUUAUUUAUGUCAAUUAUUCAAUUCAAAAAGUGCUAAUAACACACUACACAGAGAAUGAAACAUUUCAUGUCUUACUUUAUUUUUUUCUAAUUAUAAUGAUUAUGGCUUACAUUUAAUGAAGACGUCUCAAAAAAAUUUGAAUAUCACAAAAGACCAAUUUUAAAAAGUAUGUUUAAUAUGGAAAUGUUGGCCUCUGAAAAGUGUCUUCAUCUAUUUGCACUCAAUACUUGGUUGGGGCUAUUUGACUUGAACUACUGGAAAUUGACUUUUCCUUGAUAUUCUAAUGUAUUGAGAUGCAGCUGUAUUAAGGUUAUGGUGGUACAUAGGUUGGUCCAGUGAUGUAUUUUUGUAGUCCGAGAGCGUUAGCUGCCACUACAUGGCUCCACAGCCUUGACUUCUCUUCUACAUAUCACAGUUCUGAAUCACCUGUAGUGACUGAGCGGCUCUAAUAUGUUACAGUAGCAAUGUUGAAAACACAAACGUGCUUCUGUGCUACUUAUAAGAUAAGAAGUGCAAAAAUAAGAAUUAUCAUUCUGAGUUUAAGCAGCGAAGAAGGUUGCCUAGCAUCCACUGAAAAUAUACAGUCAUGUAAAAAAUGAUUAGACCACC